Messenger RNA from Pomacea canaliculata, 5394 nucleotides. RefSeq names its product neuronal acetylcholine receptor subunit alpha-10-like. The coding region runs from base 1130 to 2782 and encodes 550 amino acids. Gene Ontology annotation, biological process: chemical synaptic transmission; monoatomic ion transmembrane transport; signal transduction. Lineage: Eukaryota; Metazoa; Mollusca; Gastropoda; Architaenioglossa; Ampullariidae. The transcript is spliced from 9 exons. Gene Ontology annotation, cellular component: postsynaptic membrane; neuron projection; synapse. The record is from RefSeq and is a predicted model, not a curated record. Gene Ontology annotation, molecular function: acetylcholine-gated monoatomic cation-selective channel activity; transmembrane signaling receptor activity.
UUUCAAAGCGUGAUGGCGAAAUGGCAGACUACGAAUAGUUUUUUCACUAAAAUUAAAACUUAUUUCUUCACCUCGUCUAAUCGCUUUCUUCCAUGGCAAUAAUUAAAGUCUCGUACAAAACAAAACAUUUGAAGUUAACAAGACACUGAAAGCGAACCCAACGCAUUAAACGUUUACACGUCUCCUCACACCUGAGCGUGGCUUUGACAAGCGACUGCUGCUUUCCUGACGUCCGCACACGUACCCCGCAUCCCGCCACAGCACCUCAGCAUCCACCCGCCCACCCACGCACAUCAUGCCGGCACAGAGGAAUCCACCACCACCACCUUCACCACCACCACCACCACCACCGCCACCGACACCACCACCUCACCACCACCAUCACCGGCACACACCGCCACGUUAUUCCGGAACUCCCAGACAGAGGAGCCAUCGCGCGCAUGUGAGAAUCGAGUUGAGUUUGGCGCCCCGCGCACGCGUUCAAUUUUUCGGUCACGCACGCGCGCAUGCACGAUAGCGUGCAGGAAAAUAUGCACGUGCUGCUGCCCUCGCCUUCUGCGACCUGUGACCUUUGCACCCUGCCGCCUGACCUCCGCACAGUAUGUGAAUACGCACGGGACAAAGGUGGCAGGUGCCGUCGCCGGGCCAACGGAUCCGGCUACAGAUCCUGAUGCGGUCGCAGAGCGUCGACCACGAGAAAAGGGGGGGACCCACCCACCAACGAAAACCGCUUCUGGACCCUCGGCGCUAGAUGCCAGGACACUGUCGCAUCCACUUGGGAGGGGGUGAAACUACACCGGACUUCCUGACAACAGGCGUUAGUUUGUAGUUUGGCGGCUGCACGCGCAUGCAAACUUUUGGUUGCUUCGCUCCAGACACCAAAGCAAGUUUUAGACACUGGCUCCAUUGCAACAGCAGCAGCAGAAGCAACAGCCGCAGCAGCAGCAGCAGCAGCAGCAAGCAACAGCCAGCAACAACAACGACAACAAAACAACACUAGCUUUCUAUAGCAUGUGAUACCUUCUGGCAGCUGCGAGGGUACAGGGGAAAAAACAAUCUUUGCUUCCAGUCUCACCGCGAUGUGGCUUGGCAGACCGAGUGGCUACAUCGCUUCGCUCGCUUCGUUCACAUGGAGAAAUCUGCCAGGGAUGUCGUUCAGGAACCCGGCUGUAUGAAGAUAAGAACACUUUUUCAAAAAAAUGCGCCUAUGAACUUUGGCUUCGAGAUCCAGCCAGAUCGAGGCAUAAAACACCUUGGCACGCGGCUCGCGACGGAGAUGCGCCGGGACCGCCUGCUCCUGCAUCUGGUGCUGCUGCUCCUCGCCCUCCUGCUCCACCUCGCUCAGGGAGAGAAGAAGGAUGUUCACCUGUCGUGGGAGGACAAGCUGAUCAAACACCUACUAGGCCGGUACCGCAUCCGCGGCAAGUAUGGGCGACCUGUCCUGCACUACAACGAGUCCAUCCUCAUCCGGUUCAACAUGCAGCUCAUUCAGAUCAUGGACCUGGACGAAAAGAACCAGAUCCUGACCCUGAACGUCUGGGACAGAUACAAGUGGACUGACAUUCACAUGCAGUGGGACCCUAAAGACUGGGGCGAUGUUGAUACCAUCAGACUGCCAUCUAAAAAACUCUGGGUCCCAGAUUUAAAGUUGUACAACUAUGCUGACAGCCGACUGCAAGAACAUCGGGACGCCCUGUUGGUCAUCAUGUACAACGGGGAGAUCCUGUGGAUGCCUCAAGCCAUCUACAGAAGCUCUUGCGUGCUGGACGUGUCCACCUUCCCCUUCGACAAGCAGCAGUGCGAGCUCAAGUUCGGGUCGUGGACCUACGAUGGCAACAAGCUGGACCUUGCUGUUCUGGCCGACAACGAGGUCGCCGGGGACCAGAUCGACCUCUCCGAGUAUGUCAAGAGCAACUCGUGGCAGAUCAUGGCGGCGCCCGCUCGUAGAAAUAUUCAGUACUACACCUGCUGCCCGGAGCCGUACGUUGACCUCAAGUUCACGCUCAUCUUCCAGCGCCGAUCCACCUUGUACAACUACAUCCUCAUCCUGCCUUGCAUCCUGCUCACCUCCAUCACCCUCGUUCUCUUUUGGAUUCCGCCUGAGUCCCCGGCCAAGCUGAUGCUGGGUAUCAGCAUCUUCGUUGCAUUUUUCCUCCUCCUGCUCCUCAUGGAGGCAAACCUGCCCCCUGCCGCGGCUAACGUCCCCCUUCUUGGUACAUACUACUGCCUCAACAUGAUCCUCAUCACCUUGUCCUCAUUCCUCAAUGCGUUCGUGGUGUACAUGUCUUUCUACGGUGCUCGUCGCCCAGUGCCCAGGAUAAUGAAAAAGAUUUUGUUCGAGUUUUUCGGGCGCAUCUUGUGUAUGGACAACCUCGUUCGCCCGCACAUCGAGCAGCAAAACCACCCUCCCGGUGGAGGACUUGCUGGGGGUCGCCCUCCGACCACGGACCACACCCGCAUGCUGGGGGUCAAUGGGGAGAGCGGGAGCAAGUGGGCCACCACGGACUCUCGCUCCUCCAACGAGAUUCUCGUGCACGUCAACCGUGGGACAGACGACCAGACGAGCCAGCUAGCGCUCAUCAACUACCACCUGUCGGAGCUGAUGGACUUCAUCAAGCGCUACCGAGAGCGCAUCGCGGAGAAGGACCGCAAGGAAAAAACGGCCAAAGAGUGGAAGGCUGCCGGCCUCAUCUUCGACCGCAUCUUCUUCCUCAUCUACUUGACGGCCAUUGUGACGUCACUGUGCGUGGUCAUGCCCAUCAUCACCACUGGCCGCGAAUAGUAGAGCCAGUUAGGGACGGUUUGUGAUGCACUCGGAAGGAUGCUUUCUCCAAAUAAAAAAAAAAACUACCAAACUAACGUUCAAACCCUUUGAAAUCUCAGAGUUAACCCAUCUUUGGUGCUGGCAAGGUAUAUAAACAUCGAGGCCUCUGACUAAUGUUUGUCACGUGGUUGGGGGGGAUUUCAUCUGCUUGGCUCAUUUUUUGAACAAUUCUGAGUCUCGCAACAUUAUCAGAAAUCGCCGAUGACCAUGCUUGAAUGAUAUUGUGCUUCUUUCUCUCUGUGACUCACGGGUUCAAAUUCCCGGCAAGCGAUUGAGAUCGAAAAAGGUUCGUUUGGCUUUAAUGAUCCUCCCACCAUCCUCCAUUGAAUCCCUUAGGAAAAAAUAACCUUCAAGAAAUGAUGGUUAUUUUUACUUCACAACGAUUUCAGCUGCUUGCAAGUUUGUGAGUGUACAUCGAUGAGGGAGGGGAGGAUGGUAGCAAGGACGAUGCUAAAAAAACACAGAAUGAUGUUAUCGGCGAAGGUUGAUAAAUUCUUAGCAGACACCUCGCAGACGGAGAAACCUGACCAGUCGUGGGUCCACAACAGCAACCACCGAGGCUGACCAAGUUCAAAACGAGGCGCGACGCCUUCUUCCAUUUCCGCUGUCGACAGUAAUGUUUGUGCUGGUCAAGACAAUGCGUCCGGAGGGCAAGUCGCAGACGAUGUUUUUCCCUUCUCGGCAAUUCCUGGCUCUGCCAUAUAUCUCGCCGCCUGGCGGGCAGAUGUCAGCCAAGCUUUUCUUCCCUGAGAAAGGACCGGCGUGAUAACGCUGUCUACAGAAGCUGUCCAGCCAGCGAGCCAGCCAACAAGACAUCGUCGAAGGCGUGAAGAAGAACCAAGCUGCCUCGUUUCUUCCUCUCACAUCCAUCUUGUUCCGAAGAAUGAAAGCCUUAGGGAAACUGCCUGUCCUUGGCAUCGGGACAGAGUCUCGAACCGUCUGCACAUCCCCUCCACACAUAAAAAUGUCCGUACAGAGUUCGCAGAGUGUGCAAACAUCUCCAGGAGAUAACACACCAAUGUUUGUGCAACCCACCUCAAGAGUGUAAAAUCGAGGGUGGAGGUCGGACGCCACAGCUUGAAAUGUUCUCUCAAUCUCUCGCGAACAUCUGCCAGGAAAACAAGAAGACCAAACAAGAUUCUCCCGAGAAAAAAAAAAUCGGUUAGAAAGAAGGUAACAAAGGUGUAGCGUCAGCAGUGUGGUAAGUUAUCAGGUACAUUCACAGACUCCUCUCCUGAUUCCGGCGAGGUGAUUUUUCUUUUUUUUUUUUUUUCUUUCUUUCUUUUUUUUCAGCCGAUGCAUGGAAAAUCGAUGGCAAAAUGACAGGAGGAACGUCCAGUUUUGCAUAUGUCACAUUCUUUGAGCCAGUUAUUCAGAGGCACAGGAACGUGUAAUCAUCCAGCAGCCCCAUGCGCAGAAAUCUUGAAUUCCUGACACCAAUUUACAUAACUAAAACAUUUUUUGUGGUCAGUCAAAGGCACUGAAGCUUUUGAAAAUGUUAACUCCUUCUUGUGUACGGCAAACAAAACAGCAUCAAGCCCGGCAUAACUGCCACGGGACAUUCGAGAACAAUAAGGAUGCGUUGAAACCGAAAAUCUAAACACGACUCCCUUUUUUUCCUAAAAACCAACAAGAGCAGGGUUAUUACAGAGACCUUGCCCUUGCAGAAAGCUACCUCCCUGAACCGGAGCAACAUCAUUUAGAAUAGCACUUUGUCUUGAAAUGAACACACUACAACCAGAAUAGGAAGACUGAGCAAAAAAAAAGGAGGGAAAAAAAACCCACUGCUAAAACAAGAGGAAAAUGCAAAAUGAGAAAAUCCUCGCAUUUUAUGCAAGACAUUAUUAUUAUUAUUAUUAUUAUUAUUAUUAUUAUUAUUAUUAUUAUUAUUAUUAUUAUUAUUAUUAUUAAUAUUAUUAUUAUUCUUCGUCAAGAAAAGAAAAAACACGAGCUGAGAUGAGAUAAUUCCCGUCUUUGGAGGAAGCUUCCCCUGUUCUGUGGCACUCCAGCAGACAGGAGUGAGGGUUGUUCUACAAGGUUCACUUCAGGGAGAUGAGGGUGGCUGCCUGGCCGGCCCUUUGUCACGUUCCUGGGGGAAAUGUGUUGGAAUUUGUCAGUGUUGCAGCCCGGAACACUGACCAGUGCUGGCGGAAUGAUAUGUUAGCAACGCCGUCUGGGUUUCCCUUGGAAAAUCAACCGUUAUAUAUCGUCGUGACCUUUGCAUCAGUUCACUGCACACCUUUGCUGCCACUCCAACUUGUUUGUUUGUUUGUGACUCAGCGUUGUUCCUUCAACAUUAUUGUCUUUUUUUUUAAACUUGUCGGAAAACACUUUAAAAUUAUUUUUGUUAUUCACUAAAGGAAGGGUUCUCUAGACUCGCAGGAUACACGCGUGGUCACGUGAUUGUGUCUUGGUACUAGUGUUGUAUUCUCACUGCGUGUCUCAUCCUGUCCACAUUGUACAUUUGUUUAUAUACUUUUCGGUCUGUUUAAUAUUACUCCUAUAUCUUUUAGUUCAUAUCACGGCCCGUGCAAUACAGUUAAACCUGAUCACUCGGCAGUAUACAUCCC